Messenger RNA from Ceraceosorus bombacis, 330 nucleotides. NCBI's taxonomy places the organism in Eukaryota, Fungi, Basidiomycota, Exobasidiomycetes, Ceraceosorales, Ceraceosoraceae. The record is from the annotation of a GenBank genome assembly.
UGCGCUCCGUCGUUGGUUUGGCUCAGUAACGCCCAAGUGGCAGCGGGCACGUGGAAAUGAAGGCGAUGUUUACUCUCGCACCGCGUCGAUGCGAACCCAUGUUGUACGUGGUAGCCACACUCUUCGUCCAUGCGAAGCGACUCGCUGAGCGGGCAGCGAGCCGUGCACGCAGCAGCGAACAGCACGCAUGUAUGUACAGUCACAGUUGUGAAGGGGUUUACAUCGUCUUGUCGUGGCGCCGUGUGCUGCAGCAGGACGAAGAUGGGCGGGCCGGUGAAGAGUGAAGAGUGCAGUGGCGGUAUGAAGAAGGAGUAAGUGACAGACUGUGAC